This is a messenger RNA of Xyrauchen texanus (razorback sucker), 2026 nucleotides long. RefSeq lists its product as uncharacterized. The transcript has 6 exons. The coding region runs from base 42 to 935 and encodes 297 amino acids. NCBI's taxonomy places the organism in Eukaryota, Metazoa, Chordata, Actinopteri, Cypriniformes, Catostomidae. The record is from RefSeq and is a predicted model, not a curated record.
AAGCCGCAGAUGACAAUUUACAUUUUUCUCCAGAACAUCGGAUGAAAAUGAAGAUCAUCUUUUAUUUGCUCUUUGUGUGUUUUGUGCUCGAUGAUGGUGUGUUUGGUGAUGAUGAAAUGAAGACGUCUGUGUCAGUGAUGGAGGGAGAUUCUCUGACUUUACGCGCUGCUGUUACUGGAUUACGAAAUGACAAAUCUGAUUAUAUUAAAUGGUAUUUUAAUGGCAUCCGUGUAGCUCAAAUCAAUGGAGAUCUCAGUGUGUUCUGUACAGAUGUGAAGUGUCCAGGUGGUUAUAAUGAGACAUUCAGAGACAGACUGAAGAUGAACAAUCAGACUGGAUCUCUCACUAUCAUGAACACCAGUAUUACAGACUCUGGAGUUUAUCUACUAAAGACCAUCAUCAACAACAUCAAUGAUGAAAAGAUAUUCACUGUUACCGUCAAACCUGGAGUGUCUGCUGCUGAAAUGAAGAUAAAGUCGGUGAUUGAAGGAGAUUCUGUCACUCUACACACUGAUGAUACUGUAAAACAGGGAGAUGUUGUGAUGACGUGGUAUUUCAAUGACACUCGUAUAGCUGAAAUGAAGGAAGAUCCCAGUAAGAGCUGUACAGAUGUGACGUGUGAUGAAGGUGCUGAGAGAUUCAGAGACAGACUGAAGAUUGACCAUCAGACUGGAGAUCUCACUAUCACAAACACCAGAACUACAGACUCUGGACUUUAUCAACUAGAGAUCAGCAGCAGUAUCAGCAGCAGCUUCAGCGUAAAGAGCUUCAGUGUUAAUGUCAGCGUAUCAGACAUAAAAACUCCAGAUUCAGGUCUGUCUUCUGGUGAUGUGGAGGAAAUAAGGAUUGUUGUUGUUCUGGUGUUCAUGUAUUGCGUUGUAGCUGCUGCUGGUGUUGUGAUUUAUUAUCACUGUACUGAUGUCAAGACAAAAUGAUAUCGAGAUGAAGCACAAUGUUCAGGAGGAUGACGGAGAGAACGAGACUCAUGUGAUGAAUGAUGAAGGACAGGAAGAGAGAGAGGAUGCAACUGAAUGACUCGACAACAGUUUGUGCUGCUGCUGUUCCGGUAUAACGCUGCUCUGAUCGAGGAUCAGUUUCCCCACCUCAAAUCCAAACCUCACUUACUAUUGAGAAAGGGAAAUCUGACUCGAGAUCAGCGGCUGCAGUUGUAUUUAUCUUCAAUAUGAGUCAACACUGAGAUGACGUGAUCAUAAACUCAUCAGACUCGUGUCUUAAACUUGUGAAGAAGUCUUUCUACUCUGGAUUUUAUCUGAAUCUCCAAAUAUUCUCUUCUGCGCUGUGUUUGUCGGUGGGGACCGUAUAUGAUUGUGCCGUUUUGUUCAUUUAAAGCCGUUCAACAGUUUAAUUUUGCUGCUGUUGGAAAGACUUGAUGCUUAAUAGACAAAUUAUUCAGUUUUACUGACAUGAAACAAAAAGUACAAACACACUUUCUCUAGUCUUGAUGAAUUCUGAAUACUGGAAACUUUCUGAACAGUGAUGAAUGUGUUUCAUCAGAUCAUCUGAAGCGCUUCUCAAACAUUUCAGUUCCAACAUUUGAUCAAAUAAGAAGCAAAUAAAUGUUUCCUUUAAUCUUUUAUUUCACUAAAGCAACACACACGUGCCACAAUGAUUAAAAUCAAUGUGCCUGAAGUUAAUAUAAAAAGACAAUCAAAACCCUCAUCUAUGCAUGUCAUUAUAUUAAUUAUAUUUAUACUGUAGUUAAUAUAAAACCUGCAGUCAAAUCAAAAACAUGAAUUAUAAAUAUUGCCUUUAGUAUUUCUUCUGGAAAUAUUAAAAUCUGAUUUUCUCUUUAAAAUGUUUAAAUCACUGUAGUUUGAUUGAUUCAUGUGGGUCAUGCAGGGACUUCUGGAAACACGUAAUUUAUUUAUAUAACCGUAAUUUUAACAAGUUUACUGUUAACAUGUAUAUAAUAGAUGUGUAUUUAUUUAUUUGUCCUAUUGUGUAUUUAUAUAUACUUGUAUUUUCUAUUCUCUUUUUUUGUUUAUAUUAUCUGUCAAGCUUCUGU